Messenger RNA from Uloborus diversus, 1387 nucleotides. RefSeq names its product galactose-3-O-sulfotransferase 4-like. The coding region runs from base 38 to 1387 and encodes 449 amino acids. Lineage: Eukaryota; Metazoa; Arthropoda; Arachnida; Araneae; Uloboridae. Gene Ontology annotation, cellular component: membrane. Gene Ontology annotation, biological process: glycolipid biosynthetic process. The transcript has 3 exons. Gene Ontology annotation, molecular function: galactosylceramide sulfotransferase activity. The record is from RefSeq and is a predicted model, not a curated record.
GAAGUCGGAAACUACUGCCCAAGAUGGUUACGCAAAUAUGGGUUUCUUGCCGAGUCAAAUAGCACACAGAAAUCUAAUUAUUGUGUAUAUAGUCUUGAUUUGUUUUGUUGUGAUAUACAUGUUUGGAAUUCCGCCGAAGCGACAACUGAUUGGAGUGAUAGGAUGGACGGAUGCAACAGAAGAAACUUCUUCCAUAAGAACAAUACCUUGUUCACCAAGAGACAAUGUUGUGUUUUUAAAAAUGCAUAAAUGUGCAAGUACAAGUGUUCAAAAUAUUUUGAUGCGUUAUGCUCACCAAAGAAACUUAACUGUUGUGGUUCCUGUGCUUCCAAAAAAUCACGCUUUCUCUCUACUAUUGCCUUUUCAAGCUGAAGUGGUUCAUGGUGCUCCAUGGCAAAAUCUUGGAUAUAACAUAAUAUGCCAUCACAUGGUGUUCAAUAAGGCUGCUAUUGAGAAGAUAAUGCCAAAAGAUUCAGUUUAUAUUACCAUACUCAGAGAACCAGUGAGCAUGUUCGAAUCUUUGUACGAAUAUGGUGAAUUAGAGGAAUUUUAUCAAAUGGAUAUAGAGGAAUAUGCAAAAGGAAUUAAAAACUCGACAGUUGUUAGAAAAUUAAGAGUUCGUUCAAAUGGCAUCGGAAGAAAUCAAAUGUUAUAUUCCUUAGGAGUGCAGCCCUCAUAUUUUAAUAACAGAUUGAAAGUACUUAAAGCUAUAGAUAAUAUAGAUACAUAUUUUGAUUUUGUUAUGAUAGCAAAAUAUUUUGAUGAGUCUAUGAUACUUCUUCGACAUUUACUAUGCUGGGAAAUGGAUGAUGUGGUAAGCUUUACGUUAAAUGCAAGGAUGGAAAAUUACAAAAAGAAUUUAACAGUAGAAGCAAUAAAAAAUCUGAAAGAAUGGAACUGGGGCGAUCAACUUCUCUAUGAUCACUUUUUACAGAAGUUUGAAAAGGCUGUAAAAGAAUUUGGAAAGGAAAAGAUGGAGCUAGAAGUUCAAGAACUUCGAAAGAGAAGAAACGAUUGGUUCGACUUUUGUGUUCAAGAAAGAGUAGAAGCAAAAAAUUUAACUUCAUACAGUAUUUGGAGCAACAAAGUUAGUGGAUACGUUUUGAAAUCUGAUGUUAACAACAUAACUUGUGAGGAUUUGGUAAAGCCCGAAAAUUACUUCACAAGUGAAAUUAGACAACAUCAACUUAUUCAAAGCAUAAAGAAAGGUGCUAAAAUGUUGACAUAUGGACCAUUAUCUUUUAGACAUCUUGUAAAUCUAAAUGUUUUAAAAGGACAAGAACAAGAAUUUGCUAGAAAUUUGUUGCUAAACCAAUACAAAUACAGGAGGCGAAAUUUUUCACAAAUGAGGAGCGAUAAAGAGCGAAAUCAUCAACACAGAGCGUAG